Molecule: messenger RNA, 582 nt
Organism: Emericellopsis atlantica
Lineage: Eukaryota; Fungi; Ascomycota; Sordariomycetes; Hypocreales; Bionectriaceae
Product: 6-O-methylguanine DNA methyltransferase
Exons: 4
Coding region: 1-582 (193 amino acids)
Biological process (GO): DNA repair
Molecular function (GO): catalytic activity
Source: RefSeq, a predicted model, not a curated record
AUGCCAAUGCUGCCCUCAGAGAGGAUCUCAGAGAGGAUCUAUACAAGCACUCCGUUAGUUGCAUAUCUGCACCAGAGACGACAUGCACUUGUCGGUGCGUCACCACCUCACGCCCUAUGUUCAACACCAGGCCUCGCCAUCAGUACAUGCCCCAUUGUACAAACUGCAAUCGCCAUGGUGAGGUCUGACGAGGCCGACGCCUUCUACUUUGGCGUGUACUCGGCGAUCCAGGAGAUCCCCGUCGGCCGGGUCACCACAUACGGACACAUCGCCGCCCUCUGUGGGUAUCCCCAGCGCCCGAGACAGGUAGGCGUCUGCCUCAAGCAUCUGCCCGCCGACCCAUCUAUGCGCCACCACAAUGGCAACGUCCCAUGGCAGCGUGUCAUCAACGCAAAGGGCCUCAUCUCACCAAGGUCGGCCCCAUCCGGCGCACGCAACCAGGCAGAGACGCUGCGUGCAGAGGGCGUCACGGUCACAGAGAACGCCAUGGGGGAGCUCAGCGUCGACUUUGACACCUACGGGUGGUUCCCCGAGACCCUGCCGUCCGAGGAGACAUCAUCGCAAGAAGGAGGAGAAGGGUAA